Molecule: messenger RNA, 258 nt
Organism: Opisthorchis viverrini
Lineage: Eukaryota; Metazoa; Platyhelminthes; Trematoda; Opisthorchiida; Opisthorchiidae
Exons: 2
Coding region: 1-258 (85 amino acids)
Source: RefSeq, a predicted model, not a curated record
AUGUGCGUAACUGAGGCUAAAACUGCAUGUCGUCUGAUCGGUCAUGCCCGUUGGGACACAAGCCGACAAUACAAACAGGCACCGUUUUUAUGCCGAGAGGCAUUGAGCUCGAUUGAACUGGAUAACCGGACGGCGCAGAGACGACUGUUCACUGGGAUCCAAUCCAGCAAAGCGCGUUCAGCUGAGUGCAACUCCCGCGCCAUAUAUACCACCAGUCAUCGCUUCUGGGUCACCAGACACACGGAGGGAGAAAUGUGA